AUGCCGGGACGACUCGCAAGAUGGAAUCCGGAGCAGAAUUGGAGCUAUAAGCCCAUCAAGCGGGCAUGGCGGAAGCGCGCCCCCAUGUUCUGGAUAAUGCCCCUCGAGCUGGCCGGCACCGUCUCCCUGCUGGUUCUCUUCGGCAUCGCACAGCCAGACCUGUUCCGCACCCAGCUCUGGCGUAUUGGCUACGUUUGGGGCUUCAACUCGAAUCCGGCCAUCCUCCUCUACGCCAAGGCGAACCAUGAACCCGCUCCUAAGCUGCCCUUAGUAUGGGCCGAGACCCUCACAAACUUCAAUGUCGCCAUCUCCGUGCUCUCCCUCUUCGUCCUCGUCGCCAAGCUGAUCGGCUUCAUCAUGCGCGUCUGGACCCCCAUCGUCGGCGUCUUCUUCAGCCUUGCCAUGUCCGCCUUGUACACGGUCAGUGUCUACGGCCAGAUGGGGCCUGACUAUAUCGACCCGAAGCGCCCGAGCCCCAUCGCGUGGUACAUCCGCUACGGGUGCUGGCCCGCCGAGGGCUUCCAGAACGACGCGGUCCGGAGCUGCCAUCUGGCCAAGGGCACCUUUGCGGUCACCGUGAUUCAACUAUGCGUCUACCUCUUCUGCCUCGGCCUCGCGGUCUACAGCAUGAUCCCCACCAAGGAGGAGAAGGAGGAGAUGAAGCUGCAGAAGAACAUGAAGGGCUCCGACGACGAGUCCGAGAGAAGCACCCCCGUCGACAAGGUCGUCUUCGAGAUGCAGCCGGCGCCAAAGGCGCAGGACUACCAGAACUACCCGACCUAUCCAACCUAUCAGAACUACCAACAAAGCCAAUCGCCCUUCACGCCGAGGACUCAGGCCUUCAACGCGCUGGACAGGAAACUGCCUCUGCGGGGGUACCAGUAG
Messenger RNA from Diaporthe amygdali, 885 nucleotides. RefSeq lists its product as uncharacterized. The record is from RefSeq and is a predicted model, not a curated record. NCBI's taxonomy places the organism in Eukaryota, Fungi, Ascomycota, Sordariomycetes, Diaporthales, Diaporthaceae. Bases 1 to 885 code for a protein of 294 amino acids. The transcript is spliced from 3 exons.